Molecule: messenger RNA, 1080 nt
Organism: Aureobasidium melanogenum CBS 110374
Lineage: Eukaryota; Fungi; Ascomycota; Dothideomycetes; Dothideales; Saccotheciaceae
Product: tartrate dehydrogenase
Exons: 3
Coding region: 1-1080 (359 amino acids)
Molecular function (GO): NAD binding; oxidoreductase activity, acting on the CH-OH group of donors, NAD or NADP as acceptor; magnesium ion binding
Source: RefSeq, a predicted model, not a curated record
AUGCCUGGCAAAAACUACAAGAUCGCUUGUAUACCUGCCGACGGUAUUGGACCGGAAGUCAUCAACGCGGGCGUCAAAGUGCUCGAAACAUUGAGUGCGGCGAGCAAAUCAUUCACUCUAGACUUUGAGCACUACGACUGGAGUUCUGAAACAUACAAGAAGACUGGAAAAUACAUCCCCGACAAUGGACUGGAAGAAUUGAAGAAGCACGACGCAAUUUUGUUUGGUGCUGUUGGAGCUCCUGAUGUUCCUGAUCACAUCUCACUUUGGAGUCUGCGUCUCGCAAUCUGUCAAGGCUUUCAACAAUACGCCAACGUGCGUCCAUCCAAAAUACUCCGAGGCACCGAGUCACCUCUCCGCAAAGCGACAACCGGCGACUUAGACUGGGUCAUCAUCCGCGAAAACAGCGAAGGCGAAUACGCAGGCCAAGGAGGUCGCAGUCACAAGGGCCAACCUUGGGAAACAGCCACCGAAGUCAGUAUCUUCACUCGACACGCGGUGACCAGACUCCUCAAAUUUGCGUUUGAGACUGCACAGAAGAGACAUAAGAAACAUAUCACAGUGGUUACGAAGAGUAAUGCGCAGAGAAAUGGUAUGGUCAUGUGGGAUGAGAUUGCGGCCGAAGUCGCGAAGGAGUUUCCGGAUCUCAAGGUGGAAAAGAUGUUAGUGGAUGCUAUGACUUGUCGUAUGGUGUUGCAGCCGCAAUCGUUGGAUACCAUUGUCGCUACAAAUCUUCACGCAGAUAUCCUCUCCGAUCUCGCCGCAGCACUCGCAGGGUCCAUCGGCAUAGCACCAACGUCCAACCUCGACCCCACACGCCAAAACCCCAGUAUGUUCGAGCCAAUCCACGGCUCCGCUUUCGACAUCACAGGAAAAGGCAUCGCCAAUCCGGUAGGCACGUUUUGGACUGCGAGUGAAAUGCUACGGUGGUUGGGCGAAGAAGUCGCUGCAGAAAGAUUGCUCGAGUGUGUGGAAAACGUGUGUGGGAAUGGUAUCCUGACGCGUGACCUGGGUGGUCAAGCAACCACAAAGGAAGUGACUGAUGCAGUAUGCGAGGAGAUCAAGAAAAGCUAUGCAUAA